Molecule: messenger RNA, 2625 nt
Organism: Galleria mellonella (greater wax moth)
Lineage: Eukaryota; Metazoa; Arthropoda; Insecta; Lepidoptera; Pyralidae
Gene: rush
Product: pleckstrin homology domain-containing family F member 2
Exons: 9
Coding region: 142-996 (284 amino acids)
Cellular component (GO): early endosome
Molecular function (GO): phosphatidylinositol binding; metal ion binding
Source: RefSeq, a predicted model, not a curated record
AUCUGACAUUUAUAGUCUGUCUGUCAACUUUAUAUUCUUUGUGGUUUGUGUAUGAGUUGAUGAGUGUGACACAUUUUAUUUUUUCUCCAUUGUAUCUUACUUUUGUAAAAAUUUAUCUCGAUUAAGAAAUAAAAUUCUAGAAUGGUGGACCGCUUAGUUAAUAGUGAAGCCAAUUCUAGGAGGAUUGCAAUGGUGGAGAACUGUUUCGGCAGUUCAGGCCAGCCAUUAGCAGAACAAGGCAGGGUCCUUGUUGGAGAGGGUGUCCUUACAAAGAUGUGCCGAAAGAAACCUAAAUCUCGUCAGUUCUUCCUCUUCAAUGACAUAUUAGUUUAUGGCAACAUUGUAAUAAAUAAAAAGAAAUACAACAAACAGCAUGUUAUACCAUUGGAAGAAGUGAAGCUGGAAUCACUGAAAGAUGAAGGAUAUAACCGCAACGGCUGGUUAAUCCGCACCGCGUCCAAAUCCUUCGCAGUGUACGCCGCCACAGCAACGGAGAAAGAGGAAUGGAUGGCACACAUAGAGAAAUGCAUAGAGGAUUUGCUCCGAAAAAGUGGCAAACAACCGCCAUCAGAACAUGCUGCCGUAUGGGUACCUGACAAUGAAGCUUCUAUCUGUAUGCACUGCAAGAAAACACAAUUUACUGUCCUCAACAGAAGGCAUCAUUGCCGCAAAUGUGGUUCUGUCGUAUGCGGUCCAUGUUCAUCCAAAAAGUUCUUGUUACGCGGCCAAAGCGACAAACCUCUGCGUGUGUGUCUACAGUGCUUCGAUGAGCUCAGCAAAGAACGUGUCCGCCCGCCAAACCAGCCGCAGACAUUGACCAACAGUCCAUCGAAACCAGUGCCAGACACUGCAGGCUCCGGCGGCGAUUCGUCAGCCGAUGAUGAUGACAGCGAAGAUGAUGACGAGCGUGUCAAUACCGAAGAGAAACACGAUGAGGGAUUUACAAGUUAUAAUGGUGUGAAAAACGGAUUCGGAAAAAAAGUGACAACCGUAUAGUACAAAAUGACUUUGUCCAAAGUUCUAUGGUGACGGAGAAAAGACUGAAGAGAGCAACAACCAUUCGUCCAAGGAGUCCGCCAAGUGAGAUAGUUCACGUAACGUGCUGCUCUACAGGCCUACAGAUAUACAAUUUUAUAUACAACUAGACACAUUUUCGAGUUACGGUUUCUCUAUUUAGCGUUUCUACUAACAAUCCGGUCGUAUAAUGUUUUUUCACCGUAAAGGCCUUUUCUAAAUUAGAUAUAUUGUUUUAGAUAACAAUUUUUCAUGAUUUUCUACACGUAAUUUUGAUAAAAAAGUAAUAUUGUUUGAUAUAUUCCUAGGUGAGCAUAUUUAAAUGAAUACACAUUCGUAGAUUUCUGAUAAAAUCUACUUAAACGAAAUACGUUCAUUCUAACGUGAACAAGGCUGUAUCUCUUCAUAUAUUGUUUUGCAGCUUUAAAACCGCUCAAAUGUAAACCGAGGGGUCACUUUUAAUUUAAAUUAUAUUUAUUAUACAAAUCUAGGCUAUAGACAUCUUAUCACGGUUCUAAUUUUUUGUAACAUUAAUUGUUUAGGCUUAGUCAUAAUGUUAUUGUCAAGACAUAUUUACAUGAGUUAGCAUAUUUUAUUGUAAACUUUAUUAUAGUUUAUAUUUUGCUAUUACAAUUGUUGGUUAUUGCAAUUUAUCGUGUCGCUGCUUUGAAAUGUACUAAAACGAAAUGUCUGCUUCAAAUUUCAUAAAAUAUGUUAGCAAAUAUCACAUAAUGUCGAACACUCGAAGAAAAUGUGAAUUAUUUUCAUUAUAUUAUUGAACUAUUAAAAUUCUUUGUAUAAAACAGGUUAUUUUUUAACAGUGCACAUCUUCUUUAGAUUAUCGUAAUUGAAACGACGCAUAAAUAAACUAUUAUUCUAUUUUCAAAAUUUUUUAUCCUAUAAACAUUGUUUUCAUUUUAUUCAAUACUUCUCUUAUCGUUGUCAUUUCGCUUGAAAGUACAAUUGUCAGUAUUCUAAUUAACAUAUUUGAUCAGCUGUAUUUUUUAUUACAUUAAUAAUUAAAAUAUAGAUUCUAACAAGUUCUGCUCCAUAAUUCGAUACCUAAUAGUUUUUAAGUGCUCUUAUUGAUAUCUUAGUGAUAAUCUUUUUAAAAAUUUACUAUAAUCAUUUACAUUACAAAUACGAAGUAGAUAAACACAUUACUGCAUAUCAAAGCAUCACACUAUUUUAGUUAUCUGAUAUUUUGUAAACUAAUGCUAUUACGUUGUAUGUAUAUUAGAACUUUAGAGGUAAGUGGUGCAAUGUGUAAUUAUUUGUUUCAUUUGAAACACGAUAAGCUUCGUCAAAGAGAACGCGGAAAACCGCAAAUAAUUCUUCAAUGUGUGUAUUAAAUGAAACGCGUCCAAACGACACUAUUAUUUAUAGAUUUUUGCGGUCUCUUUGCUUGAAAACCUGUUAUAUAGUAGAUCAUUUAUUAUUGAACUUCUAUUUAAUGUUCAUAAAAAUUCACAAUAUAAAAAAAGUUAAGUAUUUAUUUAAAUAACAUAGGCCUACAUGUUAACAAGUUGCAGAUACAAAAAAUAUUACUAAGUGUAAUAUCCUAAGAUAUUUUUUAAUAUUCGGUUGACAAAUAUACAAUAAUAUUUUUAA